AUGUUUCAAGCGACAUACAUAGUAUUUCUGAUCAUUACUAUUUUGUACAACCAGACGGCCAGUUGCUUCGAUAGUUUUUACGGUGUGAAAACAAAAGAAUAUCCGAAAACGUCAUGUCACAAAUUUGCAAAUAUAGAAAGUGCUGGAAGGUGUCUUGGGGCAUGCGGGAUCACAAUGGAUAUAAUCGUCAUGAUCAGCCACGAUGAGACUACGCAAACUUGUAUGUGCUGCAGCGAUAUGACGGGGAGUGACAUAGCUGGCCCAAAUUGGAAGUCAUUUGUCCCACUGCCCUGUGCUGACGGUUAUGCGACUUACUAUUUGAUGCCAUACCAAAUAUGUCUGAAAUAUUUCCCAGUGCCUGUCUCGUAUUCAACAGCUCAGGCCAACUGUCAAGCUGAAGGUACCAAUCUCAUAAAGAUUGAUUCCCAGGAAAAAUACGACAUAUUCAAAGAUUAUCAUGUACCAAUUGCAAAUAAUUCAAUCAUUCAUGUGUGGGUCCAAGGAGAAAAGGUUGGAGGUCAGUGGCAGUUUGAUGACGGAACUUUAAUACCUGGAUUCUGUCCCAUCAGGAUGAGUAAUAAGCCGGGGGAAGUACAUCUCCGGGCCGAAGGAUCUACAUCGUUUAAAUGUACUGAUUUUCAUAACGGCGGCCCAUUUCAUUAUUCAUGCGAAUACAAUCGUGUGUUAUCCUUCAAUAAUUAA
Magallana angulata is the source of this 702-nucleotide messenger RNA. RefSeq lists its product as uncharacterized. The coding region runs from base 1 to 702 and encodes 233 amino acids. The record is from RefSeq and is a predicted model, not a curated record. NCBI's taxonomy places the organism in Eukaryota, Metazoa, Mollusca, Bivalvia, Ostreida, Ostreidae. The transcript is spliced from 3 exons.